GAUUUCGAAGGCGUUUGGUUCGUUGGUCUUUUGAACUUUGUAUACCUUGAUUCAACUUCAUGACUGUAACGACAACGAUGGACAUCCAGGCGAGUGCUUGUACUGUUAUUGAACUUCGACUUACACGAACAAACCACCCCCUUCAGCCCAAUUGAACAAUGGCACAACUGCACAGAGCCCUCCUAGCUUCUCCUCAUCUCCAGCCAACCUUUCAAAGAAACAAGGCCAAGAAACUUUCAACCUUGCCCGGAUGAUAACCCGAAGCCACACCUUGAGACGAUUAAGCUUAUUUGAACCAAGCGAGUCCACCAAUCAUGCACCAAAAUCUCACCCACGGAGUCUUGACCCCCUUGUUGACGCAUGAGAUGAUGACGAUCGUUACGGUGGCUUACAGGGUUAGGCACCCACUUUCCGGUCCCUGGGAUGGCCUGAAGCUACGGUGACUGUCACUGGCGUGUGCCGAUUGGUAUGCUUCCCGAUGUCAUGAAUUUGAUGCUUGCAAGUGCGGCUCAUUCAAGACCACAUAUCACCGACAUUUCUACCUGGCUUCCUUCUUCUUCAAUUGUAUUCCUCUCUUUUCAGUUUUAAGGUAUCUCUUGUUCGCUCAAGAGAGACUCUGUCGUUCGACGUUUCCAGGUUGGCCCCCAUCGUGGCAGGAACGCGGUCGCGUGCCCACUUCCUGCUCUGAGCGUCCUUUCUCCUGUUUGACUGCGCUCUCUGCUCGACUUCUGUUCUUCAACUCAUUCCUCCUCCUCAAUCUUCUCGCAGGCCUUCUUCACCUUGGAUCUGCUACACCGAUUCUUGCCAAGCUUUCACCUCAGCACAGAGCGCACCAGGCAACGCCCCUUUAGCUCACCUGCAGCUUCGCCCCUGCCAACCUCGACAAUUCCGCGGAAACCACACACCCACCCAACAACCAGAGCAAACCACUGCAAAUUCUACCAUAUCCCACUCGGCCGAGAGAUUAUCAAUCCCUUCCUAUCUAAUCUCAUUUCCAAACCUCCAACAACCUUGCAGUUCUAUGGGUCAAUAUGACGCCGGUGUGGAUCAACAACUGGAUCCCGGUUCUCUCGGCUUGGGAGGACUCCAACAUCAGUGGCCGAGAAGAGAACUUCUCUGAAAGGGGUUUCUCCUGCGAGACUAGCCUCAGGCAAGAUAUCAUUAACUAGGCGACUCUUGAGGAGUUUACUCUGGCAUCUCUUGAUUAGGAAAAUAAACUCCUCAAAGGGUCCCCUAAGUUUAUGAUAUCUUACCCAAGUCUGAUCGAGGUUCUGACUUUUGUUGCCUCCCCUAAACAAGCCGUUCACGGUGAUGAGGUUUACACUUGGAGCAAGAAGGUGCUGUUGGUUCGACGUUUAUUCGUUGUGGCUAAUCGUUGCUUCUGUCUCGUGUUCGUCUCAACACACCAAGAUGUUGAGAAUCCUUCCUCCAACGACCUUCGAGAGACGCCCUCCAACUCGCGCGGCUAAACCAUGUUCCCCGCCUUCUUGGAGUCUUCCGCCCUUGCAAGCUUAUAUCUCCACCUGGCGGCCUCCCAUCUGAGCGACUAGAGACAGCCCUACUUAUAUCCGAGCAUCUCACGCCCAGAGUUUGCCAUGCCAGACAAGAUUUCAACUUGAAUCGCCAAGAUGCACAGCCUCCCCCGGAUUCGAUUGAUACCCUUGGUAUCGCUUUCUCGACAACGGCAACCUGAAACCAAUUCUAAUCUAUCCCAACUCCAAAACUCGGUAUCUUUUGUAUCUCGCCAGCGACUUCUAUCGUUAAUCAUGUAUCGAAACUCUCCCAAUGCAAGUAUUCGGUGUCAACGUCUGCUCGAUGGCAGCAUUUCUUCCAUUCCUUUCUGUUUUCGGUUCUGAUCCUGGAUUGAGCACCAUUGACAUCAACCUGGUGCAUCCUCUUUGGACAUUGAGGCUGGUUUCAAGAAGCUCGUUAGCCUGCGCUUGUGCCGGGUAGUGCCUGGCCAUACGUACAACGAGACAAAGGCAAAGCUACCUUUUAUGGUACCGUUCAAUCAGCUCAACGCCUUCAAAAACUCCGUUCUCUUUCCGCUUCUUGGUAUCUCUUUUUACGAAUUCGCCGCCAGACUCCUCAACCAUAUUCCCUCGAUGGACUGUGUUGUCAAAUAUGUACGUUGGCACGGAUACUCGUUGUGCCGUAUUCCAGCUGUAUCCGUCCUUCUGGCUUCACGGAGAUGUCGAACUUAUUCGACUAGGGGUUGUAUGUGACGACGCUGGCGAACUUUGCCCCAGUAUUGACGGGCUCGGUACACGAAGGCUAUCGGCAUUUGAAUGCGUGCGGUGGUGCUUGUUUUUGUCAGGUUCUUGAUGUAUGCUCGCUGUCGCAAGAACUGAGAGUUUAUCGAGGGGAUUGGGGUCUGGCCUACCCUGACCGAGGACGAGAGCUGGCAAUGCUGGCAGAAUGGGCGGUUGAGGUCGAGGUUGCAACAGCGGUUGCCGCUGCUCCACUGGUAAAGGAAGCGUUGGUCCACUGGGAAGACCAGCUUUACGAGAGUCUCUCUUGAUCCCUACGACGGCGUCCACCACAUCUCGAGUACUCGUCUUCUCUGGUGCGAUAUGGGGAGGCGGUAACGUUGACCUCGGGGGUUCUGCCGAGUGUCCUCUUGAUAGGGGUUGGAGAGGGACCUUGGGUGCUGCGGCGAGAAGUGGCUGACCAGAUGUCGACUGUGAAAUCGUUGCCUUUGCGACUUCUGAAGCGGGUUGGUCUGGAAAGCUCUGCAAGAACUUUUCAACGUCCUCAUUAGUGAUGCCGUGGUACCCCAGCAGGAUUUUUAGGCGUGAGUUUUCGACAGCAACACUGCGAGCUGCUUGUUGCAUCUCCAACGUCGCUUCAACACCUCGGCGCUCAUAGUCUUGAAGCUUCUUCUGCAGACCUUCGACAUACUCCUUGUGUCGUGCACGGGACCGUCGUUGGUUGUCACGAAUCCGGACGGCUGAUGGAUUGGUCGAGCCCUCCUUCUGCAGGGGAAUGUGUCAGACAAAGUACACUGCAAAACAGGACGAACCCGGCUGGCGACAAACACCAGCAAGAUGAGGAUCAGAACUCACCUUUUCUCCUGUCAUAUUGGCAAAUACAGUUCAUCUGGAUGCCGAUCCAAAGUCUAAGCUACGUCAAUGAUGGCGGCGAAAGCCAGCCCAUAUGAGACUUGAGCUCUUCUUGAUGUAGGUACCGUUUGACUCGCCAAGCAGGACGCGCGUUGAUGGCCAAGCACUGACUUCUUGGCGAAAGAUCCAUGUCCUGACGGUGCAGAUCCAGCCGAUGUCAAGGAACGCUAGCGCCAGUCAUGUUUAAACAUAUUGAACCAUGGCAACCCUAUCACGACUUCGUGCAUUGCUCAAUCGGACCUGUUGACUUUGUUGGUUUUUUUCGAGAGGAGGUCCAAAGCUUAACACACCCAGGGUUCCGUGAAGCUCUCUACAAUUACAGCAAUUCACAGCGACCUGACAACAUCACGCAAGACUCAAAUUACAAGUUAGCUGUGAAACGUUGCUCACAGGCAGAAGCUGGUGGAUACACUUGUCGAGUUUUCCGCCCUAACCUCCCUUGACUGAAUAAGACCCGAGUCUUACAGGGAGCUACGGGGAGCUCUGUCUCUGAUUGCGGGAUGCCCAGAGGACUAGGCGCCCCAUAAUUUUCAACGCAUUGCUGGGCUCGCAGCUGCUGCGCCACGGUCUUUCGGUCCAGCCGACCGCCAAGCCAGCGUCUCGGCUCCUCAUAGCCGAUUAAGCUGCGAUGUUAACGAUUUAAGGUGAUGAAGGGCAAGCUUGAGACCAAUCUCCUUGGAGGAGAGACCACUGUUGCAGGGUCGGUGAGCUCAGGGACAGAAUGUCGAUUGAUGAGUCUAGGCCCUGCAAGGUUUGCCAAGACCAGGUGUGAACUCACUGGGCGUUGGAGCUGUCACUGAAGGAUUCCCCUUCGUCGAAACAAUAUCUGUUGGGUUUACAAGCUGACCAGACGAUGACAUGGUGUUCUUGGCCAUGUUGAACCGAGGCUCAACACAUCAUCAGCCUGGCCAAGGAAUUCCUACAAAAGCCCGUAGGAGUUUCCGCACUUGAUAGACAAGACAAGCGGAGCCCACUGUCAGAGUGUCAAGGUCAAGAGUCGAGACCUCAGCAGCCAAGACUUGGCUCCAAUCGACAAGACUGUUCAACAGCUACAACUUGCACAAAGUGGCUGUGUACGUGCCGACUUUCCCAUAUGCCCCGCGGUCCCGCUUGGCAAGUCUCAUGAGAUAUUACCGCCGGCCAAGUACGAGCGUUGUAUUAUCAGCGAUCCAAGAUGAUUCCACCCACGGAAAUUGCUCCCUAUCGACAGCAACACCCCGGCACUCUUCACUGGAUGGCGUGCGCUAAAUCGAGCUUCUGCUUACAGCCAACAUCCUUUUUCUGCUAGCUCCCCACACUCCCAGACUCAGCCGGCAGUCUUUAUUUACCGGGUUUAGAGCGGCUAGUAUACGAAGGUCUAAAAGGUUUGAGGCACCCAGGAACACUUGAAUGUCAUUCGUGACUUCGUACACAAGGUUUGUCAAUCUGGAUAAAUUGUGCCGUGCAAAGCUUUACUCGUUUCGUAUGUGAUUUGCGCAAGUCCCGAUCAACCACGUGGAAAUACAUCAGCCCACCGGAUCAAUAUUGAGCGAGCAAAUUUCGGUCUUUUACGAGUUACAAGGUACUUGUCAUUUGUCAAGGGACAGUGCAGUAUUCGUCCGGGUCAUUGUUAUUUCCGAUUAACGACUUUUCUUGGCACAUGCUCGUUCAUGUUCUUGAUUUGGGUAGUAUUGUACAAAGUUCUAUUUCCUGUUUUGUUUCAGGAUUUUUGGGGGUAUCAUUAUUACGCCUGAAAGAAUCUUCAUCUCCAUCUCCAUCUCUGCCAAGUCAGAUCUAUGUCACUGAUCUGGACCAUGUCUUGGCGAUCAUCCUGUGCAAUCUCCUUUCCACUCAUCGUGACUCGCUUUUUUCUUGUAUCGCAGUCACCUUCAUCCUUAUCGUAGCCGCCUGUUAUUCGUCAUAGCUUACUUGAACAGUCGCUUCCCUGUACGGGUUGAAAAGCGCUCAACUCCAUCGCCCUGCUGGGCAUGCCAGAGUUGCUGCACCCCUACACCACGGCUCUCUCCAGAUAGCCUGUAGCGACGCCAGGCCUCGCGUAGAUGAUCGGGCCGUAGAGGGCCGCGCUUGAGAUCAAUCUCUUCCUCUGCUGCGGCAGGGUCAUCAUUUGUCGACGGGGGAGGCGUAGGUAGUUCGCUUUGCUUCUCUCCGGCGUGGAUCCAUUCUCCUUGCACAUUGCGAGCGGCUUCGAUGAUCUCACCAGCGAAGAGCUUGGCGACGGCUUUGACGGCCGUGCUAACGUUCUGCGGAACCGAUUGAGAAACCGUAGCGUUGACAACCUGUAAAUGUCAGUAUCAAAAUUUGAACCGGCGUAGACAUAACAUACUCGUUUGACUACACUAUCGGCCAAUUUAGCCGCACGCCAGAGCUCGUAUCGGUUAUACUGCUGAGAAUCAAAAGCCUCAACAAGCAUAGCUCUCAGUCGAAUCUCCUCCUGCUUCUGCUCCUGCGUUCUCGCAACGACAUCCUCAAGCGCCAUCUCAGCCUUCUCAUCGUCCUCAUCGUCAUCCUCCUUCUCACCACCCUGUCCGCUCACAGCAGUAGGUGCCCGUCCUCCAACGAGACUGGGCGUUUGUUCACGAGCAUCAUCUGGCUUGGCGUUCUUUGCCUUGCGGCCGCGUUUCUUCUUCGGCGCUCCGCUGGCUGUCGUGCUGACUGCGCUGCCGCUCACAUGCGACUGAGCAUCGACGGAUGGAGAGCGCGGGAAUGGAGAUCGUGCUUCGGGGGGGAAAGACGUUUGGCGGAGAGGAUGGGCGGCGGAGCUGGUUGAGACGGAGGUUUGGGAGGGCUUGCGGCGCUUGAGGGGAGGCGCGGAGCCGUCGAGGGUUGAUGGGCGCUUCUUGUUGGGGAUUUGAGCGGGUGAUGGGUAGGGCGGUGACAUUCCCGAUGGAGAGGUUGCGUAGGGCGGAGAAGCCAUUGUGAUAAUCUCGAGAUGUGACAGUUGAUGGUGAAAGGGAGAGGUUCGAAAUGAAAGGCGCUGUGACUAAGCUAUGCGGUGCAGCAACAGCGACGUGUCCCGAGAAGGCGUCCGUCAGAAAAGAUACGUAUUUUCGAUAUCGGCGUUUUUCGCAAAGUCGUUGACAAGAUGCGUCUCUCGUCUUCACGGCUUUCGGAGGAUGAUCCGGAGCAACAGGCACAACGCGUCUGCUAUUCCGAACGGACGUGAUGUCCAGUCACGUGGAUACCCACAUGAUCGGACCCACGGCGCCAACAACCGUUUCUGCUCCCAUUGUCCAACUGAGACAAUGCUUCUAUGCCGUUGACGUCAAACAGCUCGUGCUAGGUACUGAUAAGAUAAGGCACCGCGUGGGAAAAUAAUUGCAGCAGAAGCAGAAGCAUUCCCCCGCGAAUCCCGUGGAGCCCCUCUAAUUUUUUCGGCGUUUGGAUCCGGUCAUUGGCUUAGGUUGGAGAGAGAGAGAGACAUUUGGACCCUGACUCAAUCAAUUCGGUUUCCGUACUGUUUGGCUUUCUGGGCUUUUUGAGUCUUGUCCUCAAUUGUCGUCUGUUUUUUCCUCUCUUGACUCAUAAAGAUACCUAGUACUUAUUUCCCCUCUUUCUCCUCCAUCAUCAUCCUCUCUCUCUCUCUCUCAAUUCCCUCUAACCUUUACUCUUCUGCAAAGCUUAGACAGACAUCGCCACCAUGCCUACCUCCGAAGACGGAAAGAAGAGAUCCCACGACGUCGCAAGCAUCUCGGGCUCAUCGUCCAGCAGCGACGAUUCCCGCAGGCGCCGUCGCGAGCGCAAGGAGAAGAAGAGAAAGAACGGCGAUGCCAUCGCUGUCAAUGGCGCAAAGCCGAGUGCUUUCGCUCAGCGUCGCAAUAGCUUGGCCAAAGCUUCGCGAGAUCCCCGCGAUGAACCCAUCCCCAAGAAGCGUCGCGCUGCACCCCAGGGCGUUCCUGAAGAGGGCGCCGUGGUGAAGACGAGAUCUCCCAGUCCUGUCAUUGACUUUGAUGGGCUCAGUCGACCCAGUCGGGGAACGAGAGAGCGCAGAGAGGAGACGGAGGAGCAGCAGGCUGCGCGAUUGGAACGUAUGAGCGGCGCUGUGCGCACUAUUCUAGAGUGUGUCGGUGAAGAUCCCGAUCGCGAGGGUCUUCUCAAAACUCCAGAGCGCUACGCAAAGGCGCUGCUCUUCUUAACCAAGGGAUACCAGGACAACAUUGAAACCAUGGUCAACGAGGCUCUAUUCAGAGAGGGACACAGUGAAAUGGUCAUUAUCAAGGACAUUGAGAUUUUCUCUCUGUGCGAGCAUCAUCUCGUACCAUUCACCGGCAAGAUGCACAUCGGCUACAUCCCCAACGAGACCGUCAUCGGCCUAUCCAAGCUCCCCCGAAUCGCAGAGAUGUUCGCACGCCGUCUGCAGAUCCAAGAACGCCUCACCAAAGAAGUCGCCCACGCCAUCAUGGAGAUCCUCAAGCCCCAGGGCGUCGCCGUGGUCAUGGAGUCGAGCCACCUGUGCAUGGUGAUGCGCGGUGUCGAGAAGACGACUACCAGCACCAUCACGAGCUGUGUCCUUGGCUGCUUCGAGAAGAAGUCCAAGACGCGCAAUGAGUUUCUCAACCUUAUUGGCAUUAACCGAUAGAGAGUAUACGGUCGCAAAUUAGAGGCCGAAGCAAUCUUCAACAUGCUUAUGAUGGAAACGAUAAGCCUAUGAAGAACAUUCAUCAUGUAUAGGAAGAGUACAUGUCAUGAGACAUGCACCAAGUACCAUCACCAUUGAUUUAUCUGCAUUUUUGGCGUUCAGGAUCAGGAUAGGUUCUCCUUCAAAGGGCGGUUUUGGGACAAAAGAAAGAAAGAGGCCAUGUCUUCAACAAAUUCGGUCGGGUCCAAGUUGUCAUCAAAUUUUCUAGGAAAAAAGGCGGGUAGAGCGUUUAUUAGCCAUUGUCCCAUUAGAUGUCCGGGCUCAACGCCCUGGAGAAAAUCAUAACCAUGUUAGAGUUUGAAUGAAAUCAUCUCAUUAAUAACGUAACGUAGCCGCCUAUUGUAUAUGUAGCAUAGCCUGGUCUGAAAACCAGUACAACGUCUUGUGUGUGGUAUUCUCUGAAUCGCCAUCUCGGACGCCCUUUUAUGGAUCUCGUACAAACAAAAUUGGCUCAAGAACAAACACCAAAUGGCAUAACCGACCUGACUCCUUUUCCUUCUUGGUAUUUUUAAACCGAACGAAAACGCCAUCACCCCUUGUCAUCCACUACAAACUCAUUCCCCGUCUAGAAGAGCGUCCAUCCCAUUUCUCUCCUUUUCCAAGGACGCUGUGGUCAUGGUGACAUCUCCCCCAGCAUCGAUCUUUUUCUCGUCAUCUUCGUCUUGGUUCGUCAUCUCCUUGAACAUUUGAUCCACGUUGCCCUCUUCCUGCUUGAUCAUUUCUUCAUCCAUCGGAUUAGAGACGCGUCUCUCAAUAGACCCACGUCCAGUUCCCCAAACGUUGGGUCCCCACAUGGCCUCGGCUUGUUUUCUACCCAGUUCGGUCCUCGCAAGAAUCUCCAAAGCUUUGCUCUUCUCAGCAUCGGUUUGGAAGUUGAGACCAUCGUCGUGACCUUGAAGAAUUCUGUCCUCCAAAGACAUUGAUGAGUUGUCAACAACCAGCUGCGGACCGCCAGCUCCCAGGGGUCCAGCAUGCAUGCCAUUGCCCAGGCUUACCGAAUUGGUUCUUGAAUGGCCUGAGGACUGCGAUUCGCGACGCUCUCCGUGGCUGUUGGGGCUGCCAGCUUCACCGGAACGUGGGUAAUAUCCCGAUCCUCCAUACCCAGAUCCGAUUCCACCCAUAGAAUGCGACGCCGCCGCUGCUGCGGCUUCAGCGUUGGCUGCCUUCCGGCGCAGACUAUUCGCCUUUCCUCGGGCGUGUUCCGGCAGGUCGUCAGGAUUGUCAACGCCGUACUCAACCAACAUCUUCUGUAGUUUUGUCGGUCGUGGUUUUCGUGUGCUUCUGGACUGCUCCUGGAUCGGCGGAGCCUCGGGGGCCACAGGGCACCAUUUAUGGAGUUCUUGGCGGAAGAAAUUGGUCUCGUACGUGAGUAACACCUCCGCGCCUUCAAUCUUGCGCAGAUAAAAUCGUUGGGUUUCUGCUUCAGCUUCUGUAGACAAUAACGGGUUGCAGUAGUUGGCAAUAUGGUUUCGGAAGUUCUGUGCAUUGUCGAUAAUCUUGUUGAGAACCUCUUCUUCCUCAGGCUGGAAGGGCAAUGUUGCCAUUUCCUCGGCGAGAGCCAGCAGCUCCUCCAGCUUCGGCCGCGACGCAUCUCGGGGAAUCUUCAUCCGCCAGUCGCAGAUCGGACAAGUAUACUUGUCAUCCUCUUUGACCUUGCCGCGGGCAAUCUUGAGGCAUUUGUAGUGAUACCUAGCUUUGUUAGAAGCGUGUGCGACAUUCUCGUGACAACUUACCAUUCGUGGCACAUUUCGCACUCAAUCAUCAUUCCCGCCUCAACCCUUCUGCAGAUACAAAAAACUUGUCGGGAUCGACUGUCGUCCCAUUUGCUGGACCCUUGCUCGGGGCUGACCUCUCUUGAAACCGGCUCCCCGGGCAUUCGAGGCGUGUCGUUUUCGACAUCGAAGCAAUCCAUGUUGCGUUCUAGUACGUACUCAAGAUGACUCUUGAGGAUAUGCAAUGGGGCGUUGGAUUUACCGAAGAGUUUCUUCCCUUUUCGCAUCCAAUCCUCAUGACGCUUGCGUUCGUUUUCAAGUUCGAGAGUUCCAUCUGGUUUCGAAUUGAGGUCUUCCAAUCUCUUCUGAAUCUCUACGACCUCCGAAUACUUGGGUCGAUCAUGCAGAUCGGGGAGCCGACACCGCUCCAACAAUGAAACUAUCUGACGUUGGGCUUCGCGUUGUUUGUGAAGGAUUUGAUCAACUGCGCUCAGAGUCUCCUGCGAAACGGGAAGCACGUUGAUCUGCACUUGACGCGAUAGUGCUUCGAGCUGUGGGUAGUGAACAAACUCAGCAACAAUGAGUUCCUUAGCCUUCUUCUCCCACUGCUGUCCGGCGUGCAUCUGGUCGCGAUAGUAGGUCAAAUGGUCGUUGUAGGUUGGGAUCCCAAGCUUGCAUCCUUCUUCGAUAAGAUCCUGAACUUCUUGAAGAGUCAUGUACACUCCUCGGUUGGUGAAGGCUUUCUCAUUCCAUUCUGACUGCUCCAGCACCUUCAUCAAUUGGUCAACCUCAGGGAUGUCCACAUUAAAGCCGCGCCCUUCUUCGAGAAGUUCCUUGACCGUCUUCUGUGACAAGGUGGAGGUGUUCCUCAAAGCCUGCGCUGCAGUGGUCUGGAAUUGUUUGACAGCCUCGGCGCGCUCUUGAAGCUGGUAAAUCUCUGGGCAGUCAAAACCGAUGUGUUCAGCUUCAUCGAGAAGUCGAUAGAUGUUUGAGACAUUCCGAGAUUCUCUCUCUUUUUGGUCCUGCUCAGAGUUACCGAUGGACUUUCGCAUGCUUGAUUGCCAGGCUUUGUCAUUCUUGUGUCGGUUUUGCUGCUUCCUCACAAUGAAGUUUGUUGCCUCUCCCACCCAAUCAUUGCAUCGAUUGACGAAAUCCUGAAGCACGGGAAAUGAAGGGAGAGGGUAAGGAAUGCGCUCGCCUUCGUGAAGGAGGGCACGUAGUGAUUUGAGCGACGGCCUUGCCUCUUCUUCAAGUAGUUUGUCAUACUUUUCCUCCCAUAGCUCGGGAGUUUGUGCUUUCUCCAUCACCUUGCGGUAGAUCGCAUCCAUAUCGUCGUCCGCUUUUCUGAAGAAAAGGAUGUGUCCUUCGCCUUGGAAUCGAGCUUGCUCGGGCAGAUCACAACAAGCGUGGUAGCCUGCGUGAAGCAAGCAAAGAACCUUGCCCGACUGGAGGCACUUGAAGCGCGAGAGAUACGAGAAAGCCUUACAAUAACUGCAACACUGCUCGUCUUCGUCUUGGACAUCUUCGUCUUCUAUCUUAAGUGUCAAAGAACAUGUAUCUUCGUUACCUCCUCCAAUUUUACAGUGAUGAGGUGCUGUUUCAAGAUGUCUUGCGACAAAUUGUUCCCUUUGAUGUAACUCUCGCUUGUGUAUGCGAUCGAGGGCGGGUGCUAGCCAUUUCGCGGUCUGGAUGGUUAGGCCUGUCGCAGCACUUUCCGCAGCGGUCCAGAGAAGCUCGUCGUGAGAGAAGCACGGUUGCCUUCGGAAUAGUUGCAAUCGCUCGACGCCAGCAAGUCCAAAAGGUUCCCAGUCAUGUGGCGCAAAGUUGACAGCCUCGUUGAAGUUGAAUCCAUGGUUAAAUCCAGCAUGGUAAGCCUGCGGGAAUGUAAUGACGAGUUGGCCAGCUCUCUGGUCUAGAGCGUAUACACGAACUCCGGCCUUCUUCAAUUGUUCGGGGGUCAAGAGCGUGACCAGCUGGAAGAGUAGAUCUGGUUGUGUUUCGAACAACUCUGGGACGGCUUCCUUCAUGGCGUUCUCGAACUUUUCAGCGUCCUCCCCUGGGAUACCGUACCAAGUCUUAGUUGCGCCAAGGUGCUGGUAGUUGGCAGAGUAGGCAUAGUGAUCCUCGUUGUGCCAGCAGAAUGUCGAAAAGAUCAUACCGACAUAAACCCAGGGAACUGUCAUGCCAGAGAUAUCGGAUUUGAUAUGCCUGAAUAGACUCUCGGGAUGGAACGGAAGAACAUUAAGGUUCCACGGAUCAGUCGCAUAUGGGUUUUGAGGAUGUCGCUCUGCCGUCGGAAAUCCUGAACCAUGAGUCGUGCAAUGGAUAUCGGCUCCGUACUCGACCUCAACCGUCUCUUCCAGGUCGGCAACCAAUCUCCAAAACUCAGUCUCAACAUCCUCCUCGGUGACAGGUCGAUGGCAUUUGAGCUCGUGGUCGAAUGGCAUCUUCUUCUCAAAGUAACCCUGCUUGAAGUCGUUUGCCUUUUGCUGGAACUGCUUUAGUGAGUAAAGACCUCCCUCCUCGAAUCCGAAUUGGCCAUCUCCAACCAGGCAUCGUGCGCAGUUCCAUUCGUUAUCCGGCUUUCGUUUUAAAGGUGGGUCGAGGCAUGCUGGGUGGUAGGAAUGGUCGCAAGACUCGCAAAUCAGUAGAGAACCAGCAUCUUCACCACUGCCACAAGUUUCGCAUUUCUACAAAGUCAGCUAAUCCCCUUUUGAGGUUUACUUGACUUACCUCGCCUGGUGGUGGUGGCUCUUCUCGCGGAAUCCUGGGCACUGAAGGACGGAAUGGCGUCAUGUGCGAUCCAGCCACAGUGGGGACAGCAUCUACGACAGAAAUGUUAGUCCAUGAUCAUGGAGCCAAUGAAAAGCGGGAUCGGUCAUCGCAGCUAAAAUCCCUGCGUAUGGUCCUCAAGUCGGAAACGGAAAUGCUCUGCGUUGCGAC
Molecule: messenger RNA, 12413 nt
Organism: Fusarium odoratissimum NRRL 54006
Lineage: Eukaryota; Fungi; Ascomycota; Sordariomycetes; Hypocreales; Nectriaceae
Product: GTP cyclohydrolase I
Exons: 4
Coding region: 6760-7698 (312 amino acids)
Biological process (GO): tetrahydrofolate biosynthetic process; tetrahydrobiopterin biosynthetic process
Cellular component (GO): cytoplasm
Molecular function (GO): GTP binding; zinc ion binding; GTP cyclohydrolase I activity
Source: RefSeq, a predicted model, not a curated record